UUAGUUUCGUUUUAACUGAAGACGGAGUUUCUGACUGAAGAAGUUUUUUAUUCGACCAUCAGAAAAGGGAAAGUUUGCAGUACCUGCAGAACACAGCUGUUUUGAAGAAGAGUGGCAGGUCCAAUGGAGAACCGUCCUGAUUUGAGAGGUGGAGGAGAAGAACACAGCUGUGUAUCUAUGAAGAGUGGCCAUUCCAAGUGGAAACCUCCUGAUUUCAGUGGUGGAGGAGAAGAACACAGCUGUGUAUCUAUGAAGAGUGACUGGUCCAAGGGGAUACCUCCUGAUUUCAGUGGUGGAGGAGAAGAACACAGCUGUGUAUCUAUGAAGAGUAACCAUUCCAAGUGGAAACCUCCUGAUUUCAGUGGCGGAGGAAGAGAACACAGCUGUGUAUCUAUGAAGAGUGACCAUUCCAAGUGGAAACCUCCUGAUUUCAGUGGUGGAGGAAAAGAACACAGCUGUGUAUCUAUGAAGAGUGACUGGUCCAAGGGGAAACCUCCUGAUUUCAGUGGUGGAGCUGCACCCUCUAACUCAGAGCAGCGCUCAUCAGAAGUAGACCUAAACAUACACACUCAGCUGGGAGUUACUGGACCUGUGCAGCAGGAUCUUCACCAACCAGCACACAAUGAUCUGCUCAAAGUUAUAGACAAACAUAAAACCUGCAUGAAGAACAAGUACGAGACUUUAUUUGAGGGAAUUACAACAGUAGAGAAUAAAACCCUGCUGAACAGGAUUUACACACAGCUCUACAUCAUAGAGGGAGAGACUGAAGGGGUGAAUAAAGAACAUGAGGUGUUACAGAUGGAGAAAACCCCCAGGAGACACAUAGAAGAUACUCCAUCUUCUAUCAACUGCUCAGAUAUCUUUAAACCUUUACAAGAUGAUCUCAGACCCAAAAAAAGAAAAGUGGAUAAAGAGCUCAGAACUGUGCUGACUAAAGGCAUCGCUGGAAUUGGAAAAACUGUCUCUGUGCAGAAGUUCAUUCUGGACUGGGCUGAGGGAAAAGCCAAUCAAGAUGUAGAUUUCAUGUUUGUGCUUCCAUUCAGGGAGCUGAACUUGAUUGAAGACAAUCAAUACAGUCUUCAUGAAGUCCUGUGUGUCUUCCAUCCUCAACUUAAAGACCUGGAUCCAAAGAUAUUUGAGGAGCACAAAGUUGUGUUCAUAUUUGAUGGUCUGGAUGAAAGCAGAAUUGCAUUGGACUUCUCAAAUAGAAAGAAAUUAUGUAAGAAAUCUGAUAUAACCAUGACAUCAUCAAUUAGUGCGCUGAUGGCAAACCUCUUCAGUGGAGAGCUGCUUCCUUCUGCUCGAAUCUGGAUCACCUGCCGACCAGCAGCAGCCCAUAAGAUCCCUCCUGAACACAUCAGUCGUGUGACAGAAAUCCAGGGAUUUAAUGACCCACAGAAGGAGGAGUACUUCAGGAAGAGAAUCAGUGACCAAGACCAGGCCCAGAAAAUCAUCUCCCACAUUAAGACCACGAGGAGCCUCCACAUCAUGUGCCACAUCCCCGUCUUCUGCUGGAUCUCAUCCACUGUGCUUCAGGAAAUCAUGAAACAAGGUCACACAGAAAUCCCUAAAACUCUGACUGAAAUGUACUCCUACUUCCUGAUCACUCAGGUAAACAGGAAGGAGGAGAAGUAUGAGUGGAAAGACGAGACAGACCCAGAGAAACUGCUGGAAUCCAACAGAACCAAUCUUCUAAAACUGGCUGAACUGGCUUUCGAACAGCUGAUGAAGAAGAACGUGAUGUUUUAUAAAGAGGACCUGAGAGAGUGCGGCAUUGACGUCACUGAAGCCUCUGUGUAUUCUGGAGUUUUCACUGAGAUCUUUAGGGAGGAGUGUGUGAUUUACCAGAGGAAGGUCUACAGCUUCGUUCAUCUGAGCUUUCAGGAGUUCCUGGCUGCUGUUUAUCUGUUUCACUGCUACGAGAGACAGAACAUGAAGGUAUUGUGGCAGUUUGAAGAACUCUCCCGGAAAUACCUUUAUGACCCCUUUGAUGACCCCUAUUAUGAUAGCAGUGACAGUGAAAGUAUUAGUGGCAGCAUUAACAGUGAGAUGUGUUACGAUCACAGUGAGAGCUCUGUGGACAACCGCAACAGUGAGAAAAGUCACUGUAGAGAUCUAAACAAGCAUGUGAGUCUAAAUGAGGUGCUAAUAGGAGCUGUGUAUAAAGCUGUUAAGAGUCAGAAUGGACAUCUGGAUCUUUUUCUCCGUUUCCUGCUGGGUAUCUCACUGGAAUCCAAUCAGAGACUUCUGCAGGGUCUUCUGAAUCAAACACACACACUCUCAGAGGAAGUGACAGAGUUCAUCAAGCGUUUAAUCAAAAAAGAAAGUGAAAUCGGAUUUUCUUCUACUGAGAGAGCCAUCAAUCUGUUCCUCUGUCUGUCUGAAGUAAAUGAUCAGUCUCUCUCCAGAGAGAUCCAGGAGUAUCUACAAUCAGAGAACCAAUCAGAAAAGCGUCUCUCUCCUGGACAGUGUUCAGCACUAGUCUGCAUGCUUCUGACCUCUGAGGAGGUUCUGGAGGAGCUGGACCUGAAGAAAUACAACACAUCAGAGCGGGGUUAUGGGAGACUGAUCCCAGCUGUGACUGCCUGCAGAAGGGCUGUACUGGUUGGCUGUAAUAUCACCAGUUAUGUUUGUGAUGCCGUUUUCUCUGUUCUGGAAUCAGUCAACUCCUCUUUGAAAGAGCUGGACCUCAGUGAGAAUGAACUGCGGGAUUAUGGAGUGGAGCUGCUCUCUAAAGGACUGAAGAGUUCACACUGUAAACUGGAGAAACUCAGAUUAUCUUUUUGUAUGGUUACAGAGGAAGGUUGUUCUUAUCUGGCUUCAGCUCUGAAGUCAAACCCUUUCUAUCUGAGAGAAUUAGAUCUAAGCUACAAUCACCCAGGAGAGUCUGGAGUGAAGCUGCUCUCUGAACUGCAGGAGGAUCCACAGUGUAAACUGGAGACACUGAGGGUGGAUCAUGGAGGAGAGAUCAGGCUAAAACGAGGAAUAGUGAAAUAUGCUCGUGACCUCACUCUGGACCCAAACACAGCGAGCAGUGUCCUGUCUCUGUCUGAUGGGAACAGAGAGGUGAAGCGUGUGGAAGCGGAUCAGCGGUAUCCAGAUCAUCCGGACCGGUUUGAGUGUUGGGGUCAGGUUCUGAGUGCGGAGAGUCUGACUGGACGCUGUUACUGGGAGGUUAAGUGGAGUGGAAAGCAGAGGCCGGUUAUAGCCAUGUCAUACAGAGGGAUCAGGAGGAAAGGACACAGUGAAGACAGUCAGUUUGGACAAAAUAAUCAGUCCUGGAGUCUGGAGUACUUUAAUAACAGUUACUGUGUUUAUCACAAUAAAGAGAAGAUUUCUGAACUCUACCACCCAUACCGCACUGAGAGAGUAGGAGUUUAUGUGGACUGGAAGGCCGGUAUUCUGAAAUUCUUCAGCAGAUUUUCUGACACAGACGAACUGACCCCCUUACACACAGUCCAAACCACUUUCACUGAACCACUGUAUGCAGGGUUCAGGGUUUUUGAGUCAGUGUGUGUGUGUAAGUUAGAAUAGUCUCUACACAGGACCUGUGUUUCAUUAACCUGCAUGAGGCACUAGACUAACAAGCCCAAUCUUUAACUGAACCACAUCACAAAACUUAAAAGCUCUGCUGGAAGAUCUUUGUUACACGGAGCUGGAAGUUUGUCUUGUACACUUUCCUCAACAGUUGAUUGGUUGUCCACUCAGCAAUUAAUAAAUUCUCUAAAAACUGUCCUCUCUACCUUUAUCUAUCUUCUUUAGACCUACCUUUAUACCUAUCCGUUGUCUGUAAGCUUUACGUUAGCAUUAGCCUUAGCCCUUCGACUAUUCUGCUGAAACGUUACUCAUUCGCCCUGCUUUGAGGACUCCAAGACCUAAGAGUCUCUCCCUAAGGCACCUUAAAUUUCUACUUAAGUCACUUUUUUGAUCGAGCAUUUUUACUUUUACUCAAGUCGACUUUAGACAGCUCUGAUACACACACACACACACACACACACACGCAUAUGAACUAGAAGACUUCUGAGUGAAGUGCUGUAAACCUCUCCUCAGAUAGUCAGCGCAUGCCUGUUCUACACGGUGUGAAGUCGUACACAGGCCAGAAGAGCUUUCCUUCCACUCUUUUCUUCUCAUUCAGCUUCUCAGAGACACUUAAGGAUUGUUUAAUACACAAUGAUUGUUUACAGUGUUCAUGAAGGACACAGAGCUGAGGAACACCAUGAUAAGAACUUGUUGCUCAGACAGGCUGGAGCUGAUCACGUCUUCUGAGCUGGACAAUACUGAGAGAUUUCCUCCAACUGUAUUGGAUCCUGUUGAUUUAAGUGUCAUUUGCAUAAAGGUAUAACUGCUCGGAUGAAGUCUGUGUUGGGUUGGGGGAGGAGACCACCAAGGGUCCUCACCCCUCGACUGGCGUCUAUCUCUCUGUCUCUCUCUCAACACGGCAUAAUAGUGAAUUAAGAGAGGGAGGACACGACUAGGAAGAAAUCUAAGUGAAAUUACAUAAACAAAAAUAUAAAAGAGGUUAAUGAAACAUUACAGGUCAUAUUAGUGUUUAUUGCAACUAAUAAUUCCAUUCUAGUUUCUGUUAAGAAGCAUUUGGAGGAUCAGACAAAAAAACUGAAGAUGGAGAUUUUCUCAUGAUCUGCAGGAGUUCUUCACAUUAUCCAUCUUGUUUCUCCUCUGUUUGCAGCUACUUUAGACAUAUUCUUUAAAAGUAUACAUGUACAUCAUAAUCUAAUCUUAUAUGUUUAUAUGACAGUGAUGACAUGUUAUGAUUGUGACAGUAGAAUAGUAGACUGUCUGUCUGUCUGGUGUGCUCUGGAAUGUAGUUGAUUUUGUAGUUUCUGAUUUUAUAGCCUUUUAUAAAUAUUUGAUGGUGGUGAUGAAUAUGUAUUUGGGAUGCAUUUUGAGCAACCGCAAAAUAUUUGUACAUGUUGUUUAAAACUCACUGUUUGUAGUAGUUAAUAUAUAUUACAAUGUACUCUUUCAUGUGGUAAAGAUAUUAUUCAAUGCAA
This is a messenger RNA of Astyanax mexicanus (Mexican tetra), 5012 nucleotides long. Its product is annotated as NACHT, LRR and PYD domains-containing protein 3. Lineage: Eukaryota; Metazoa; Chordata; Actinopteri; Characiformes; Acestrorhamphidae. The transcript is spliced from 7 exons. Gene Ontology annotation, molecular function: protein binding. The record is from RefSeq and is a predicted model, not a curated record. Bases 124 to 3534 code for a protein of 1136 amino acids.